Rotaria sp. Silwood2 is the source of this 381-nucleotide messenger RNA. The record is from the annotation of a GenBank genome assembly. NCBI's taxonomy places the organism in Eukaryota, Metazoa, Rotifera, Eurotatoria, Philodinida, Philodinidae.
AUGAAUACUAACAAUAAAAUAAUAAAAGAUAUUGGCAAUUUAACAACAACAUCAUCGAAUAGUUGGCAUACUGUUUCAACACCUUCAACCAAUGAUGAUCAAUUAAGAAAAAUAUUAUCUUAUGCAAUACCAAUAUCAUGUUUUACUAUAUUUUUUAUUAUUGGUGUUUUUAUUGCUAUUCGUCAACGUCAACGUAUUCUAGAUAAAUGGAGUUCAUUAAAACGAAUGAGAAAUACAAAUCCAAAAUUUCUUCAAAAUACUGGUUUACGACGUGAUUCUGAAUUUGAUUCAUAUAAUCAUGAUCAUGUAAAAUCAACAGUAAUAAAUCAAGAAAAUCUACUUCAUAAACAACGACAAUAUCAUUUAGCAACAAUUGCAUAA